AUGGUUUUUUCUUGCGUCACAAGAAACAUGUUCUCGGUUCUUCAUCUUCUCGCCCUCGUUCUCAUAUCAAUCACCCCUUUGUGUUCAUCUUAUACUCCAAGUGACAAAGUCACAAAAGAAUUAGUCGUCCAACUCUGCUCAAAACCGACACUUUACAAAAACUUCUGCAUCGCUUGGCUGUUCUCCGACCCAAAAACAUUAACCCUCGACUUACACGGUCUUCUCGGUAUGGUCAUCGAAAAGACCCAAGGGUUUGGGUUCAGGACCAUAAAGUUGACGAAAGGUUUAGUGAACACCACAACUGAUCCAAAUCUCAAGAUGAUAUAUGGGUCUUGCUUGACAGAUUAUGAACAAUCCACUAAAGGGAUCGAGAUAGCAAAAGGAUAUGCCAGCUCCAAGGUAUAUUUCUCAGCAUUUAUGGCGGCUUAUAAAGCGAUGAUGGCUAUAUCUGAUUGUGAAACCUUGAUUGAAGCACAGCCAAUACCUGCUUAUUUUUCGCGUCGCGUUGUGAUGUUUGAAAGAAUGUGUAGCACUGGUAUGGUUUUCUCCAAAGUUUUGAAAGAAGGAAAAUAG
This is a messenger RNA of Brassica napus (rape), 573 nucleotides long. RefSeq names its product pectinesterase inhibitor. The record is from RefSeq and is a predicted model, not a curated record. Gene Ontology annotation, biological process: negative regulation of catalytic activity. Lineage: Eukaryota; Viridiplantae; Streptophyta; Magnoliopsida; Brassicales; Brassicaceae. The transcript has a single exon. The coding region runs from base 1 to 573 and encodes 190 amino acids. Gene Ontology annotation, molecular function: pectinesterase inhibitor activity.